Molecule: messenger RNA, 2631 nt
Organism: Cladocopium goreaui
Lineage: Eukaryota; Dinophyceae; Suessiales; Symbiodiniaceae
Source: the annotation of a GenBank genome assembly
AUGGGACAAGGAAAUCGGAAAAGGCUUUUGAUUGGAACAGGUCUGUUGCCCAGCCAGUACAACAGGAUGACGGACGUAAACCACCAUGGGUCCUACACUAGAGCAUAUUGGUGGGGUAUGGCCCAUUCCUGGCAGAGUAAGUUUGGCUUGUAUGGUUUCGCAGAAGUGGAGGAGACGAAAUGCCGAGCUCUUCUUUCUCAGACGUCGCCACCAGUGAUGUUGUUGGAGCAAUGGGACAUGGUCCUCCUGCAGCAGGGAAACUUGGAGAAAUCUGUAGAAACGAAGGGAACUGUGUGCGAUGGCUUGAAGAAGCGCUAUGGCUUGGUUCAUAUCUCCCCGGGUCAGAUACUUCGUGAUGAGGUUUGCAAGGAAAGCGACUUAGGUUUGCAGGUGAAGCACUACAUGUCUCAGGGACUUCUUGUUCCGCAUGAAUUGGUCAUUGAGAUCAUGCACGAACGUCUGCGAAGGCCAGAUGUACUGAACCGCGGGUGUUUGUUGGACAACUUUCCACUGACCGAAGAGCAAGCUGCGACUUUUACCAAGAGAUUUGGCGUCGAGAAGCUUUUGCUGAUCAAUGUGCCUGAAGACGAUUUGAUCAUUCGGUCGACCCAGCGUCGAUUGGACCCUCUGACUGGGCGAAUCUAUCAUUUGAAGUAUCGCCCACCGCCAGCUGAAAUCGCAGCUCGCUUGGUCCAAAGAAGUGAUGACCAGGAGGAGUCUGUAAAGCAGAGGAUUGAAACCUAUAAUCAGCACAUUCAGUCUAUUCUCCCCUAUUUCAGUGGAAAAAUCAGCCAAAUCGAUGGUACCAAAGCUCCUGCAGAGGUUUUGGCUCUUGCUUGCGAGGUCUUGGAAGAUCUUGAAUGGACGAGUGAGGAACUGCCAUACUUUGGAAAUGUGGCAUUCGCUGGGCCAUUCUCCAUUCAACAAGCCAAACGUGCUGGAUUUUACUCCCCAGAAGAUCCACCUGAGGAGGGUGCAAAGGUGGUGUGUUUUCAACGCGGCGCAAAUUGGCAACGUCGGGGUCUUGUGCAAGAUGUUAGCGAAUGCACAAGUGAUGGGCAUGGUUUGAGAAAAGGUUUCGAGGGGAUGCUAGUCACUCUGAGUGACAACUCUGAAGUGUUCACAUGUUGGUCAGCCUUUCUUGCGCCUGUGAAUGAUAGAGAGUACUCGGCAAUUUGCACAACUCAUGGCUUCCUUUCGUCGAACUAUUGUGCUCUAUGCCCCUGCAGCAAAGGUGUUGGGGAUGUCGACUGCAUCAGCAAGGAAGAUGCUCGAGUCAGUUUGAUGAAAUGGCUGAAAGAGCUAGAGGAUGCAGACGGUGAGCCAUUUGAAGUUACUUCAGAAGCGUUGAACUCGGUGCUCAAGCAGUUUGAUUCCAACGAGGAUGCGUCCUUGUUCUUGUACACAACACAUCAAAAACUGGGAAGAAGAAUCAGCCUGGUGACCGGCUUGGACUAUUCUCUUUAUUAUCGUGCCCUCAACAAUACUUUGAAUUGUGAUGCAUCUCAUAAUGUAAAAAAUGCUAUGACUUUGAUUCAAAGAAUGAUCUAUUGCCUACUCUCUAAUCCUGAUGGUUCCAAACGUCUGCACAAAGGUGGCAGAGUUUGGAAAGGUGACACACAGAGACCUGUUCCUUUAAACAUGCAAAAGCUUCGGGAAGCUUCUCGCUUGGAACGCAUCGUUCGCUUUCGACAAUUCCAAUCCACCACCAAUGAUCGCCAGCUGGCAGAGAAGUAUCGAAAACGUGAAGAUGGCCGAGGCUAUUUGUGGACCAUAGAUAUACCUCCAAACUUUUGGGGGGCUAGGGACAUACAUGACAUCUCAUGGAAAGAUAAGGAGAGUGAGACCUUGUUCCCUCCCUAUUCUGCCUUCCGGGUGCAGAGUAUGGAUGACAGCCAAUGUCAUUUGCUGGCAGUUGACCGCGGCUCUGAGCUCACCGAUCGGGCGGAACGUCAUGGACUUCGAGGUACUGACUUCAAUAUGAUGAUGGAUGCCUAUCACAUGCACUUGACGAAGGCCAAAUCCAGGAACAGCAUCCCUUUGGCUGCAGUGCUGCAGGGAGCUGGUCCUCACUUAUGUCCAGGAGGCAACCAUCACCCAGUUGCUCCCGAGGGAGCAACACCUUUCCAAAUGGCCUCAGUGGCUUCCAAUUCAAUUUUCGUGGUCCGUUUGAAGGAACUUUGCAUUCCAACUGUGGUGGCCAUCACGGGCAAUGCCAUCGGAGGAGGCGUUGCAGUGUCUCUCAAUGCGACAGAACGGGUCAUUGCGCAGAACGGCUCUGCAGCCUUUGGCAAUCUUAGCAGAGGUGCAUGUCCCAUCAUGAUGCUUUCAAAGCAUCUUCCGGAGCAUGUUGGCCUCACCGCAGCGAUUGAUAUCUAUUUGACUGACUCCACUUUCAGUGCUAACGCAGUUCAAAAGGCUGGCAUGGUCAGCCGUAUUUCUGCAGAUAUCAGGAGCACCAAAGCCACUGCACUCGCGAUGGCCCGAAAGAUGGCCUCGCUUCCCGGUGCUCGACUGGCGGUCAUGGUGCAGCCUACCCUCUCUGUUGAAAGGUACGAAGAUGAGGCUUAUGGUAUCUACACAUGUGGCCGUACGGGUCAGAUGCACUUCCCAGGUCAGUCCAAGACUUGA